Molecule: messenger RNA, 1696 nt
Organism: Bombus huntii
Lineage: Eukaryota; Metazoa; Arthropoda; Insecta; Hymenoptera; Apidae
Gene: betaggt-I
Product: geranylgeranyl transferase type-1 subunit beta
Exons: 3
Coding region: 333-1343 (336 amino acids)
Biological process (GO): protein geranylgeranylation
Cellular component (GO): CAAX-protein geranylgeranyltransferase complex
Molecular function (GO): CAAX-protein geranylgeranyltransferase activity
Source: RefSeq, a predicted model, not a curated record
UGCGUGUUUUCUCGUUAUCUCCGUUAUCCGGGGUAGUAUGUAGUUUGUGUAAUUUUCGCGGCUGGUGCGUGUUGCAGUGAACGUCCGGCGUGCGCAAGAAAGGGCUAGUUUGCCGGUGACGCGUGCGUUCAACGAAUUAUUUUUCACGCCCCCUAUUAGUAACUGCAUCUAUCGUUUAGAAUUGAAGCGCUCUCUAGUAGGUCUUAUCAUAAUUCUAAUGAAAUCUUUUUCCACUCGCACAACCAAUUUGAAAGUAAUACUUACGUUCGAUACGUAACCGUAAAUAUUUUAAAUAUUAUUUUUUUUUUAAUCAUACAAACUCGCGAUACAUCAUGCCACCGCAGUUAGCAAAGAAAAAGCAUGCUAAAUAUUUCCAGAGGUUAUUGCAAAUUAUGCCCAAUUCAUGUUCAGCAGAAUUUGACUGCUCUAGACUUGCUGUGGCGUUUUUUGCUAUAUCAGGAUUAGACAUAUUGAAUUGCUUGAAUGAUCUUAGCGAACAAACUAAAUUAGAGGCAAUAGACUGGAUCUAUGGGCUUCAAGUAACCGGAGCUGGACCACGCUCCGGCUUUCAGCCUUCGACAACAAUACCAAAGGAUGCUCCAAAGUAUCAAUGUGGUCAUUUAGCAAUGACAUAUAUUGGAUUAGUUACUCUCUUAAUUCUUGGAGAUGAUUUAAGUCGAGUCGACAGAGAAUCUAUUAUUGAAGGAAUGCGAGCAUGUCAAAAUCCAGAUGGAUCAUUUACAGCUAUUAUAACAGGAUGUGAAAGUGAUAUGAGGUUUCUUUACUGUGCUUGUUGUAUAUCUAUAAUUUUAAAUGAUUGGUCAGGCAUUGACAAGACAAAAGCAAUUGACUACAUUUUAAAGAGCAUUUCAUAUGAUGGAGCAAUGGGCCAAGGACCUGGUCUUGAAUCACAUGGAGGAUCUACAUUUUGUGCUGUAGCUAGCCUAUUUCUCAUGAACGAACUUCAUAAUGUAUUGACAAAUGAUCAAUUAAACAGACUAAAAAGAUGGUGUCUUAUGAGGCAAGAUAGUGGCUUUCAUGGGCGACCCGGAAAACCUUCUGAUACUUGUUAUAGUUUUUGGGUGGGAGCAACUCUACAAAUGCUUGAUAUUAACAAAUUAUCAGAUCCUGAUGAAAAUAGGGCAUUCCUGCUUGAAACUCAAGAUAAUAUCGUGGGAGGAUUUGGAAAAUUUGCUGACUGUCUCCCAGAUCCUCUUCAUACUUAUCUAGGUUUAUGUGGUUUAAGCCUCUUAGGAGAAACUGGUUUAUGCGUAAUGAACGCUGCGCUUAACAUCUCUGAUCGAGCGUAUAAACAUUUACUAAAAAUUCAUGAAGUAUGGUAAUGCAGUUAACAGUCGUAUAAAGUAUUUGCAACAACUGAAUAUCAUAUCCAACGCACAGAGCUUAAAGUACGAAGGAAAAGUAACAUUUUUGCAUUUCCAUGGAUCCUAUUUGUACAGUUUCCACAGAUCCUCUGUGCCUAGAAUUGUUAUUCCAAAAGCGUCAAUUAACAAAAAUAUUAUGAUUUUGAGGUAUGUUAUCAAUUAUUCUGUUUCAAUUAAGACAUUUGUUGAACAUGUAUCCAAAGCACAUAUUGAAAAUAAGAGGAAAAACAAUAGCAUAAUUUAAAUGCAUCUUAAAGUGUCAUUAAGUAUAUACAAAUUUUAAAAAUUCUAAUAAAAACAACAAAAAAAUA